Messenger RNA from Papaver somniferum (opium poppy), 945 nucleotides. RefSeq names its product nuclear transcription factor Y subunit C-1-like. Gene Ontology annotation, molecular function: protein heterodimerization activity. Gene Ontology annotation, cellular component: nucleus. The transcript has 6 exons. The coding region runs from base 51 to 644 and encodes 197 amino acids. Gene Ontology annotation, biological process: regulation of DNA-templated transcription. The record is from RefSeq and is a predicted model, not a curated record. Lineage: Eukaryota; Viridiplantae; Streptophyta; Magnoliopsida; Ranunculales; Papaveraceae.
CCAUUUGCAAUUCAAAAGAAGAGUCAGAAGCUCAUAUAUAGUAAUCAAGCAUGGAUCUGAACCAGUCAGUUCAUCACUAUCGAUGUUCUUCCCCAGCUCCAAUUGCGCAAGUUCAUAACUUCAUGCAUGUAUCUUCUCCCAUGAUUUCUCUUAAUAACAUUCAUCGGCAGUACUCUCCAAAUAAUGAGAUGGGAGAAGAAAAUCUGCAGUCUCGUGUGCUACAAUUGCAAAGGCAAAACUUACAGUUAUUCUGGCAUCAACAAAUACUAGAAAUCGAUCAACUUUCAGACUUCAAACAACAUAAUCUUCCCCUUGCAAGGAUCAAAAGGAUAAUGAAAUCUGACGAAGAUGUCAAGAUGAUAAGUGCGGAUGCACCCGUACUAUUCUCCAAGGCUUGUGAACUCUUUAUCUUAGAGCUCACACUCAGGUCAUGGUUGAACACCGAAGAAAGUAGAAGAAGAACUCUUCAGAGGAUCGACAUUGCCAAUGCUGUUAACCGUGGAGAAGUUCUUGACUUCCUCGUCGACGUUGUCCCAGCCAACGAUUCUCAGGAUGAAGAGUGCGAGAAAAACUGUGGAGGAGCUGAAUUGUCUCCCUCAUCAAAUGGACUCAUGAAUUUCGCUGUUUCCGAUCAUCAGUUUUAGCUGAAUCGAUCUACUAUCUAUUCUAGUAAUUAAAGGUUAAUAAAUAUGCGACCAUCAUCGCCAUCAAUUUCAGGUGAAAAAUCUGCCUGAGAGUGGAGGAUAGAGGAAUGGCGCUGGAGAUUUCAGUCUUCCUAGUGAUCACAAAGUGUUCUAAUAAUGUCGCGAUACAUGUAAAAGCUUUGGACUAUGGAUCAUCAAUAUAAAAAAUCUUUUUUAAUUCGCAAAUGUUAGUUUGUUAAUAGUGUUAACUGUUAUGUUACACAUGCAUGCUUAAUUUUGGACUUUGCCAAGCUAAGAUUGU